This is a messenger RNA of Pseudovirgaria hyperparasitica, 414 nucleotides long. RefSeq lists its product as uncharacterized. The record is from RefSeq and is a predicted model, not a curated record. NCBI's taxonomy places the organism in Eukaryota, Fungi, Ascomycota, Dothideomycetes, Acrospermales, Acrospermaceae. The coding region runs from base 1 to 414 and encodes 137 amino acids. Gene Ontology annotation, molecular function: oxidoreductase activity. The transcript has a single exon.
AUGACAUUCACUGUACUCGCACUUGAGAAUCGAAACCCCUCAAUAUCGUUCGAAGAAUUUCAAACCCAUUGGGAUGAGAAAUUUCUGCCCUUCUUCAAAAGCAUCGUCGGCGACACUUUUCCAGUCUCACAUACACGCUACUAUGUGAAGCAAGACGUCCCAACUGGCCAGAAUCAGCAACAAGACAAUCAAACUUCAAGCGUCCGGAAUCCAAUGACAUUCAUGGGCGCUCCUUCCGAGUGUGACUUUGACUGUGUCGUAGUGCUCGUGUUCCGUGAUGAGGAACAUUUCACUCUCUUUCGAAACCGCCUGGGCGACAAUGUGGACAAGCUUGCACCAGAGCAGGAAAAAUUCUUGAUAGGGAGUGAGCUAAGAGUGUUUGGAGUGGAGAAUGAAAAGACAGUUCGCGGAUGA